AUGAAAAACCAAUCAGGUGCUUCCAAAUCUCCUCUUUCAACACCCCAACCGAAGGACAAAGGCAUCAAUCUCAAUUCUUCUGCUUCUCCAUCCAAUAUCAAAAUCAACGAGCCACCCUCAUUUUUGGAAAAUCAUAAUAAUCCUUGGUUCCAAGAAACAGUUGAGCCUAAGAAAAGGCCUAAUGGGAAUGGUAAAAAUAAGGUGAUAGAUCUUAGCAUGCAACGUCAUGGAAAGGAAUAUGAUGAUGAUCAGUCAAACAGCAAUGGCGUCAAAAAGUUUGUGGAAAAGUACUACAAGAAGAAUCCUGAUGAUGGUUGGACUGACGAAGAACAUGAGCUAUUCCUGAUGGGACUGCUGAAGUAUGGGAUAUCAAACUAUAGGAAAAUAUCCAAGAAAUAUGUCAAGACUAAAGAUCCUGAACAAGUUGAAAACCAUGCAGAACUAGUUUUCAAGACAAGCGGCCAAACGCUGAAAUCCUCCCCAAGAAAAGUACGAAGAACCGAAGCUAAGAUUGCAAUGGCCAAUGCUGCUGCAGCUAAUUUUGCUAGCAACUCCUACCUUGUGGUGCCUUAUGUUGCUGAUGCUGCCUCGGGAACCGAUGGGGUGGUCGAGGCUGAAACAGCCAACAAUAUUGUGGUUGAUCAAAUCGUAGGCACAACUACUCAUACUAGAACACUGGAGUUGUUCCCAACAUCACUUCCCCCACCAAGGCCAACCUUGAUCGUUUUCCCUGUGGUUGCAUCCGGUUUCACUGUUCGGUCCGGAACUGGAAGCUCAAAUGCUCCACCUAGUUACGCCUCCGAAAGCAACCGUCAGGAUAUGCCUAAUUAUGGCACCUUUGGUCCGAACCUUUUUCCUUCUCAUGGUGAUCAUCAACUUGAUUUGGAUCUCGCUUUGGGUUCACUAGAGAAAGUGAACUGGAGUUUUGAGGAGAACAAAAUGUUCGAAUACUCAAUCGCGGAGCUUGAUCCUGGCUCUCCUGAUUGUUUCGAAAGGAUUGCUGAAAGAAUUCCGGCGAAAACUUUGAAGCAGAUUGAAGAUCAUUUUCAAAUAUUGAUUGAAGAUAUUGAGAUGAUUGAGUCAGGCCGUAUCCCAUUGCCAAACUAUGGGACUAAUUCGGGUGAUAAAGGAAAAGGACCUAACAGUAACGACAAACCCAACCAAAGAAAGAAAGGGGUUCCAUGGACGGAAAAAGAACAUGAGUUGUUCCUGAAUGGAUUAAAGAGAUAUGGCAAGGGAGAUUGGAGAAGCAUUUCCAGGAACUGUGUUGUGACUAGGACCCCAUCACAAGUUGCAAGCCAUGCCCAGAAGUACUUUCUUCGCCUUCAAAACUCUGGCAAUACUGAACAUAAACAAAAGUAUAGUUCAACCUCGAGGCAUAGGAGGAGGAACUCAUCAUCAUCAACCUCAUCAACAACCAGUAAAGCAGCAGAAUCCAUGGCCGCUGCUCCCUCUCCACAGCUCUCUGUGCCCACCCCAACCUGUAAUGAAUUGGCUGCCAUCCCAUUUCCUCAAUUCUUUGGUGAUCGAGAUGUUCCUUCUUCUGUCACAGACCGAACUUUUGCUGCAUUUCCUCCCGAUUUGGACCGCCACUAUUAA
Molecule: messenger RNA, 1599 nt
Organism: Dovyalis caffra
Lineage: Eukaryota; Viridiplantae; Streptophyta; Magnoliopsida; Malpighiales; Salicaceae
Source: the annotation of a GenBank genome assembly